Molecule: messenger RNA, 438 nt
Organism: Stegodyphus dumicola
Lineage: Eukaryota; Metazoa; Arthropoda; Arachnida; Araneae; Eresidae
Source: RefSeq, a predicted model, not a curated record
AUGCAUCAUCUCGGUGUUCGGAUUGUACUUUCUCAGCUUCGUUCAGAAUAUUGGAUACUAAGAGCAAGGCAAGCCAUUAAAAAAGUGAUAAAGACUUGCCUUCUAAGUAAAGUACUGAAACAAAAGAGAAGUGAACAGAUAGAAGAUACAUUACCAGCUGAACGAAUACAAAAGUCAUCUCCUUUCGAAACUAUCGGAAUUGAUUUUGCUGGACCACUCUACGUACAAAAUAAUAACUCCGUUACAAAAGCUUACAUUGUCAUCUUUACAUGUGCUACAACUCGAGCUAUCCACUUAGAAUUAGUUUCCGAUCUGCAUACUGACAUCUUCCUACUUGCAUUACAACGUUUUGUCUCUAGACGUUCACUUUCUCAUACAGUGUACACUGAUAAUGCCACAACUUUCUGCGCUGCGGACAAAGAGCUGAAAUUAUUCUGA